This is a messenger RNA of Phascolarctos cinereus (koala), 2187 nucleotides long. NCBI's taxonomy places the organism in Eukaryota, Metazoa, Chordata, Mammalia, Diprotodontia, Phascolarctidae. The record is from RefSeq and is a predicted model, not a curated record.
AUGUCGGCCCUUCACGUGGGGAUCCGCUAUAAGCGCACCGCGGCCGGCCUCGGCGCCUCAACUCGGGAGCCUCAAUUACUAUCUGCGCCUGCGCGCUGCGGGAGGCGAGGGAAAGCCGCCCGCCCCAGAGCGGAGCAGCGUGCGCGUGCGCUCGGAGCCGAAAAGUCUCCACUAGUCAAUAGCUCUCCUUACGACCACAUCCCCAGCCCCGGAGCGCCGCAACUUGGCGCAUGCGUCAUGGCUAGCCCAGCGCCGAGCAUUUGGCGUUUGCUCGCGGCCGAGUUUGCCCCCGAGAAGCGGCGAGAACGGCGAAAUCGGCCUCGAGCCUGUGCCCCAGCCUGCUCGGAGCACGCAGGCGCAGACCGCCCGCAGCCGUCUGAGGGGCUCUCCUCGGAGGACCGUCUCCCCGCAAAAGGCCCGUCCCUCGCCCCUGGCCCGGCCAUGUCCAAGCGCCCCGGCUCCAAGCUGCCCGGCGGCGGCAAGAAGAAAGCGCUGAGCAUCGAGGAGAAGCUGGACAUCAUCGAGCGCUUUGAAGGCAACGAGAGGACGUGCGACAUCUCCCGCGCCACGGGCCUCAAGGAGUCCACGCUGCGCACCAUCCGCGACAACGCGGUGAAGAUCAAGGAGACGUCCCGCACGGGCAGCGGCACGAGAGCCGCCAAGGCCACCCGCGCGCGGCCCAAGGAGAUCGAGGAGAUGGAGCGGCUGCUGAGCCUGUGGAUGGAGGACGAGAGGUCGGGCGCCACCUUCCUGACGGCCAAGGGCAAGGCGCUGUCCAUCUACGCCGACUUGAAGCGCAAGUCGCCCAACCCCGGCGACGUGGCGCCCUUCCGGGCGAGCUGCGGCUGGUUCAGCGGCUUCAAGCACCGCUACAACUUCCAGAGCCUGCAGCUGCUGGGCGAGGCGGCCAGCGCGCAGCUCAAGGCGGCCAAGGAGCUGCCGGCGCUCAUCCAGAAGCUGGUCAAGGACGAGGGCUACACGCUCGACCAGAUCUUCAACUUCGACGAGACGGGCCUCUACUACAAGCGUAUGCCUCGGCGCACCUACAUCUCCAAGGCGGAGAAGCACGGCCCCGGGCCGAAGGCGGCCAAGGACCGAGUCACCGUGAUGGUCGGGGCCAACGCCAGCGGAGACCUGAAGCUGAAGCCCGUCGUGGUGUAUCGCGCGGCCAACCCGCAGGCCCUGAGAGGCAUCGUGAAAGCCAGCCUCGGCGUUCAUUACCGCUAUAGCAAGAAAGGAUGGAUGACCGCCCAGAUCUGCGUCGACAUCUUUGCCGACUUCUUCCCCGUUUUAGAGGAUUAUUGCAAGAAAAAGAACCUGGCUUUUAAGAUUCUCAUAAUUAUUGACAAUGCACCAAGCCAUCCCCUGACCAUAGCUGAACUCAACCCGAAUGUCAAAUUCGUCUUUUUGCCUCCAGAAACCACCUCCCUGAUUCAGCCCCUUGGGCAAGGGGUGAUAGCUCUGUUUAAGGCUUACUACCUGAGGCGAACAUUUAAGAUGCUACUAGCAGCCACGGGAGGUGAGAAUGCAGAAACUGUUCUAGAAUUCUGGAAUAGAUUUAACAUCAAAAUGGCCAUCGAUAUCAUCGUUGAAGCCUGGAACGACGUCACCAAAGAGUGCCUGCAUCGUGUGUGGAAGAAAAUGCUCCCGGACUUGAUUCAUGACUUUAAAGGAUUUGAACCUUCGGAUCAGUUAAAGAAAAUCAAAGCAAGCUGUGUUGAUUUGGCAAAACAAGUUGGAUUUGAGGGGAUCAAGAAAGAGGACGUGGAUGAGCUUCUAGAGUCUCCCCCUGAUCACCUAACCACCGAAGACACGCCACAACUUGCUGCCGAAGGGCAGGCGGAGGCAGAAGAUGAUGAAGAUGACGACAGCCAGAAGGCUACCCCGAGGCAGCUUGACACGUCACAGUUAUCAGAUGUUUUAGGUGUCAUUGAAAAGCAGCUGCAAUGGCUUGAAGAGAACGACUAUAAUGCUGAACGCAGCAGAAUAGUGGCUAGGGGCAUCCGGACCAAUUUGGAACCAUACCGGCGUCUUCAGUAUGAAAGGAGGAGGCUAGCGAAGCAGCAGCAAUUGUAUGUAUAUUUUAAGCCAGUACAGAGGAAACAGGAAGUCAAUGCCCCGACCGCAUCUGGCGGUCCAACUUCUCGUCUGCCUUUGGAUAACCCUCCUUCCACCACUUCGACAUAA